Messenger RNA from Puntigrus tetrazona (Sumatra barb), 2612 nucleotides. RefSeq names its product cytokine receptor family member b1 (gene crfb1). The record is from RefSeq and is a predicted model, not a curated record. Lineage: Eukaryota; Metazoa; Chordata; Actinopteri; Cypriniformes; Cyprinidae. Gene Ontology annotation, molecular function: protein binding.
UGUGAGGUUGCUACUAUUUGUGACUUAUGAUCAACAGUCAAGAUGAGGACAACAGGGCAGCUUCUCUUCAUGUCUUUCUACUUUACAGUGCUUCAGACAAUCCCUGCUCCUGUCAACUUUACAAUAUUGUCACACAAUUUCAAGCACAUUUUGCAGUGGAGCCCUGGAAUAAAUUCUCCUCCAGGGACUGUUUUCAGUGUGAAUCAAAGCUGUUAUCACAGAAAUCCUCGACGUCUGCAUCUGAACAUUAAAAAUACGACAGUAGAUGUCUCUGAAACAUUAAAAGACAUCUAUACAUUAUGCACAUUCUUUCUUUGGGCAUCAACUGACAACAUGACAUCAUCAAUAGUUAGUAAAGGAAUUACACCAUAUGAAGACACAAUCAUUGGUCCACCCAUUAUAUUUCUGUCUGGCUGUGGACACUGUCUGAAUAUUAGCAUCUCUCUACCCAGUGAAUCAAGGAAUGUAGAUCAGCUGCAUCUGUUUUAUAAUUCUGUGUCCUUCAAUAUAAGUUGGAAGAAAGCUGGGCAGAAUGAGGUCAACCACAUCUUUACAUCAAGUAAACAAUAUGUCCUGCAGAAUCUUCAGCCCAGUAAUGAGUACUGUGUUAAAGUACUUUCUCAAACCAAUUCCAACCACAACACUCAACCAUCUGCUUGGCAGUGUGAAUACACUAGUAAAGAGGAGCAAAGAGGAAUGCUUUAUUUAAUGAGUUGGUCACUGGGAGUGGCAGUGGCAGGUUCAGGUGUGCUGCUGCUUGCUUUGAGUCUGGUUUACACUGGAUCUAUAUGUAAACCUAAGACGCCUCUUCCUAAAUCACUGGGUAACAUCACUGAAGUGUACUAUCUGAUUCCUGAACAGAUAUUAUUUGAGUGUGUGUCAUUGACUGGGUCACAGUUAAUCAGUGCAUCUAAAAAUCAUUCCACCGAAAACAACAACCCACUAAAUGCAGAGGAAGAUUCAGAAAGCAACCAAAAUGAAGACGAGGAAAACUAUGUCAACAAGGCAGAUACUGAGGAUGAGGAAGAAGAUGAAUGCAAUUGCAACUACAUGAAUUGUGGAACUGACAGCAGUGCUUGGGAAACUAAUAAUAGCGAAGGGAAGGCUGCAUUUUCAAUUUUGACUCUCCCUAACAGUUUAGGGAUCUACCAUAAAAAAGAAGAAGCCAUGGAACAAAUCAGUCCUGAUAAAUUUGCUUGUAAAAAUCUAUUUCCAUUAGACAUGUCUGAAGAUAGAAGCAGACACAUUAAAAUCAAACAUGCUGAGUUUGAAUCAAAGGGGAAACAAGGUGAUGCAGAAGAUGUCUCAGGCAACAUCAACUUGUUUUCUGUCACUUUGAGAGCUCUGGGACCAGAUGAGGACUUGGAUGAGGAGGUUUGUAAACCUCUGCUACCCAAAUUAGUGGAAAAUAAAGUUCAAGAAAUACCGAUAUCUGGCAUCAAUCUAUUGGAGACACAGGACAGAAACCAUUGGUUUUGUGCACCCACACAGGAAGAAAUUAAAACAGACGAUCCAGUGCAAGUAGAAAGCCAAGAUCUCCUUUCUUUAUGUUCUUCUGAUUUGGACAUGGGGACUGAGCAUGACACAACAUCAGGAUAUAUGGUGACCCAUACAGGAAACAUGCAUCAACAAAAUGGGUCUUUGUCAAAAGACUGUGAUAAAGACUAUAUAUCAUGGUAAAGAAAUAUUUAAUUAAAGACAUGUUGAACAUGUUCACAAUGCAAAAAUUACUAUAAAAUGUUCAUAUGUAAAAAUGGUUAAAAAUGUUGAUAUAUGCAUCUGUGCACUGUAUAUGAGGAAAAAAAAAAGUUAUUGUGAAACGUUUGAAUGUUUUAAAUGUUUUCAAUGAAGUCUCUUCUGCUCACCAAGGCUGUAUUUAUGUGCUCAAAAAUACAUUAAUAUUGUGAAAUGGUUAAGAAUAUUUUUAUUCAAUAAACUGCAUUGAAGUUUUUACAUUGAUGAUACUAGGAAUCAUAAAAUUUCUGAAAGGAUCUUGUGACAAACUCUGGAGUAAUGAUGAUGAAAAUUCUGCAAUUACAAAUUGUAAUCAUAUUUACAAUAUUACUGUUUUCACUGUUUUGUUUUUUGUUUCUGUAAUUAAUUUGUGUAUUGUCACUCAGCCCAGUACUGGAUCUAGAUCUGUGAAGCCUGACAUGGUGUUGAAUUGUUAUAAACCUAAAGUUUGGACUUGUUAGAAAAAGGAUAAGAAAUAGAACCUUGUUUGAAAAAAAUAAAUAAAUCAUGUCUCUGUGUUAUUCUAAAUGUAACUGCCAGUAGCAAUGAGUGUACAGUAAAUACAUUUUGCAAUUUCAUUUACCAUAGAUUAAUUGCUACUUGCAGUUACAUUUAGAAUUACAGUAAGACAUGUAAAUAUGUAGCAUUUUUGGAAAUGUUAAAAAUUUAAAAAAUGUUUUGAACCCUUUUUGUCUUGUCGUUUUGAAUCAUGUCCAAAAAUUGUACUUGCUAGAAACACAAAACUGUGUAUUCAGUACUUCAGAAGACAGUUCCACAUGACAUUAGAUUUCACAAAUACCAGUUACUGUUACUACAGUAAAUCCAUUGUAAAUGUUUUUUUGUUUAGUUUUUUCUGGAUUAAAAAGGUAUUCUUACUA